AUGGCGGAAAUAUCUGACACCACCUCAUCGGGCUCUGCCUCCCGAAAGGUCUUCCAACAUCCAGAGCUCAUUGAGAGAAUUAUUCUCCACGUCGAUGAUAACUCUGCCAUCCUCAAGUUGCAGCGACUUUCGAGAGGAUGGAAAGAAGUGAUUGCGAAAUCGGCUAAGAUCCAACGCCAGCUAUUUUUCUUAGCAACCCCUAAACCCCCCAUCCGACAACCAAGAGACAAGAACCUAUUGCUAGCGUCUCGAGCCGACAAUUUCUUCAACACGAUAUUCGAAUGUGGGGUGCUAAUCGAGAUGGACACUGCUUUCAGCACCGUUUCUAUGUUCAAUCGCGCGUUAUGUAUGACACAUCCUAUGAAUGACCGAUGGCUUGCACCGAACGCUUCUUGGAAGAAGAUGCAGAUCGGUCGUCCCCCAAUCAGAAAGAUUCGCUGGCAAGUCAGACAAACCGGAACUCCUAGCAUUCCUCAAGCUCUGCCAGUCGCCCUAGCUCAGUUCGAGUUUCCAAAAGGGUUAACCAUGGGUGGCUUUUACGACUUGGUACUAGGCACGAAGGGUUAUCAUUGCAUCAUAUGGCCUGAACUAUGGAAGGAUGACUACAUUCUACGAACAAGACCUCCUGCGACACUCGCUGAUGCAUUCAGCAUCCAACAGAAGUGGGCAGCAAACCGUAACGACGCCUUGACGGUGAUUCAAACCCUUUAUUGGCCACUUCCAUCUACGGAGCACAAAACACCGCCCCCAGGAUUCUCACGAGAGAGUGUCUGGGACCCUGUGGAUCUCAUAACCUACCAUUCCAAUCUCAAGAAGUUAGAGACCCUAGAGCUAACGGCAAAUGUGGGCACUGGAACCAUGACGUGGGAAUACGCGCAACCUUUGACGGAUACAAAAUCGGCUAUGGAGUUGUUUAUCAAACUUGCACGAGCCCCCGUUGAGAUUGAAGACUCGAUCAAUUAG
Messenger RNA from Annulohypoxylon maeteangense, 963 nucleotides. RefSeq lists its product as uncharacterized. The transcript has a single exon. Bases 1 to 963 code for a protein of 320 amino acids. The record is from RefSeq and is a predicted model, not a curated record. NCBI's taxonomy places the organism in Eukaryota, Fungi, Ascomycota, Sordariomycetes, Xylariales, Hypoxylaceae.